Molecule: messenger RNA, 1431 nt
Organism: Suillus subaureus
Lineage: Eukaryota; Fungi; Basidiomycota; Agaricomycetes; Boletales; Suillaceae
Product: major facilitator superfamily domain-containing protein
Exons: 11
Coding region: 1-1431 (476 amino acids)
Biological process (GO): transmembrane transport
Cellular component (GO): membrane
Molecular function (GO): transmembrane transporter activity
Source: RefSeq, a predicted model, not a curated record
AUGGAAGAGACUCUGCAUGGCUCCCCCUCGUCAGACAUGUCAGACACGAUGAAGGACGUCGACCAUUUCGAAGAGUUCUCAGACGCAGAGAAAACUCUUCUUGAAGGGACGGUCUGGAGGAAGUUAGAUAGAUGGGUGUUGCCCGUCUGCACUAUUUUCUAUCUCCUCUCUUUCCUUGACCGGAGUAAUAUUGCAAAUGCUCGGGUUGCUGGCAUGCAGACCAGUCUCAAGAUGUCCAACUAUCAGGUAGAACUCGGCCGUCUCUUCCCUUCGAACUUGCUGUUGAAGUACGUGGGACCACGGUGGAUGCUCCCAACCAUGGUCACUAUAUGGGGCCUUGUGGCAACCAUGCAAGGCGUCGUGAAGACUUACUCGGGUCUACUUACCUGUCGAUUCUUCUUGGGUCUCAUGGAAGGUGGUCUGUUCCCUGGUCUUGUGCUAUAUCUGUCUUUCUUCUAUCCCAGAGAGAGAUUGCAGAUUAGGGUUGCCACGUUCUUCGCAUCUGCAUCGCUCUCUGGUGCAUUUUCUGGACUGCUGGCAGCUGCUAUUAUGAAUAUCAAUGGAGGGGAGGGAAUCUUUACGUUUUUGUUUGGAUUGACAGCCUUCCUUGUCCUUCCCAACUCCCCAGGUAGUGCGCGCUUCUUCUCUACGAAGGAACGUAACUAUGUCAUGGCCAAGCUAAAAGCGGAUGGUGCUGUUGCUGGUGACGACAAGAGCGAUGGCUUCAAUUGGAUUGAGGUGAUUCGGUGCUUCCAGUCAGUUCACGUUUGGUUGUUGGCGCCCGUUCUAUUUUUCCUCGUACAUGGUACUGCCAAGUUUAUUCAUACUAAUGCUUAUCGACUCUUUAGCUUCGAGCCCACAAUCGUCGCCGGCCUCGGUUACACCGGUAAUAAAGCACAGUUGAUGAGCGCGCCGCCCUACGCGUUUGCGUUUGUAGUCUCGAUGAUCACCGCAGUGAUAUCGGAUCGGUACAAAUGCCGUGGCUUCAUGCUCAUCUUCUUCUCAGUUUGUAACCUUGUCGGAUUUAUCAUGUUCUAUGCGAGCAAAUCAAAUCAUGUUCGUUAUGGAUCACUCUUCCUGACCAUCAGCGGGUCUUACUGCGGUGCUCCGCCGGUCAUCACAUGGGUAGCGAAUAACAGUGCACCGCAUGUCAGACGCGCAACUUCGGUCGCUAUUGCGUUCAUUAUGACCAACUCGGGGGGUAUCUUGGCCACCUGGCUUUUAGGCUCCUUGUCUCCUGCACCCAACUAUACAAAAGCCACGAUCACUUUCAUUAUCAUGUCAGUGGGCAUGGUGGUGCUCUCCAUCGCCACCCUCGCGUACCUUGCACACCAGAACCGCUUAAAGACCCGCAGGCGACAGUUUGGCACUCCUGAGGAUGAACCAAAAGGUCUGGGUGACGAAAGUGCUUGGUUUAUCUACAACUUGUAG